Messenger RNA from Xenia sp. Carnegie-2017, 1196 nucleotides. RefSeq lists its product as uncharacterized. The transcript has 4 exons. The record is from RefSeq and is a predicted model, not a curated record. The coding region runs from base 86 to 859 and encodes 257 amino acids. NCBI's taxonomy places the organism in Eukaryota, Metazoa, Cnidaria, Anthozoa, Malacalcyonacea, Xeniidae. Gene Ontology annotation, molecular function: phosphatidylinositol-4-phosphate binding.
ACAACGUAAACAGACUUGGCUUACUGGCUACACGUUUCCUGUGGUCGAUUUUGUGCUAUAAAAGCGCUUCCUACUCAGGGCAAAUAUGACAUUUUCUGCCGGUAGCAUUGCUGGACAUCAUAUGAUGCACGAAAUGGAUGUUGUUUCUAAAGUCGCUGGUAAAUUGCUGGAAAUACAACAAUCGCAAUAUUUUGAUCGAUCAGUUUUGCUGCGACGUCCUUUAAAGUUGUCACAGGCAUAUUGCUUACUCUGGCAAAAUCAGGAGACAGGGGAAGUGGCAGGACGUCAAAGCUCAUCUCGAAAACUUGGUGGAUGCUUUUUUGCAGUUUUAGUUGACCUUAUGGCCAUGGGAAAGAUUACACUUGUCAGUGAAGGAAGCAAAAGUUUGGCUGUACAGGUUGUAGAUACUGAGCCUACCAAAACAUAUUUGGAUAGCAUUGUGUUUGAAGAAAUGGUCAAGUACAACAAAAAGCAUCCUCACAAGAAGAAGGAAGUGUCCGAGUAUAUAUUGGAGGCAGUAAAAAGAGACAAUGCCAGCAGAAACUGUGCAACUUGGACUCUUGAUAGCUUAGUUAACAUGGAAAUCCUUAGCCGAGAGGAGAAAAUGCUUGGGUUAAGAAAGAUAUAUACAACAUUAAAGUUUACGCCAGAGGACAAGUUAAAAGAGGAAAUGACAGAGAUCUUGAUAAACUUUGCUGCUCCUGACUCGUACAUGCGUUGUUUGUUGACCAUAAUGCGAACAUCCGAUAAACUUUACCAAACUUCUGAUCCAUUGUUGUCAAAAUUUUUCAACAAGAUAGACUAUGAAAAGAAAGUAAAAGAAAGAGUUGAUGUUAUCUCAAACUCUUGGGUUUUCUAAGUGUAGACAUGAACAAACUAUUUCUUUCUCCGUACUUUGCGUGCCAAUCCAUUUAACCAUAUAGCAUAAAAACAAAUUAAAAUGCGUCUUCUUUCUGUUCUAUUCAUUUAAAUAUCUUCUUCGUUGCAAAAAAAUUAUACACAAGUCUCUAUAGCAACUUUUGUAAAGUAAAUUUGUAUUAAAAUUAAAUGUUAAGUUCAUGCAAUAUACUUCUAUGUAUUACGCAUCUAUUUAAAUGAAAACCUGGAUAAUGAUUAAGCCGCCUCGCGUACCAAUAUUUAUAUCUAAAUAUCAAAUAAAAAUGUACAAUAAAAAAGCCAAAAUUGCAGUUGUAAAA